This is a messenger RNA of Lytechinus pictus (painted urchin), 1118 nucleotides long. RefSeq lists its product as uncharacterized. The transcript has 3 exons. The record is from RefSeq and is a predicted model, not a curated record. Lineage: Eukaryota; Metazoa; Echinodermata; Echinoidea; Temnopleuroida; Toxopneustidae. Bases 1 to 1032 code for a protein of 343 amino acids.
AUGGUCGGGGGUUGGGGAAAAAUGAACUUGAAUUACAAGAGUCUUGAGCUUCAAGGUAUCACAAAGGGACCUUCUCGGUUUAGACUAUUGUUGAUUCUCUGCUUUUAUGCUACUGUGAAAGGGACUGCAUACUUUAGUGGACAACCUAGACUUACAUCUUCAGAUAAUGAACCCUUCAACAGAAAACGCUUUCUCAAGUGUAGAAUUCCCUACAAUCCGAAUACUACAGCUACCUUUCAACUGGAGCUGCAGCUGCUUCACGCAGGUGACGUGCAUCCGAACCCUGGACCGGAAAAUCGUGAUGAACUUGUACGAUCAUCUACUACUCACAGGGUCCCCUGUCUCCAGCGAAGGAUCCAGUAUUCUCCUAAUGAACUUUCGCAAUGGAGAUCCAUAAACUUUCCAUUAUCGUCGUCUGUUCAUGACACCAUCCAUGACUAUGGAAUUCAGCGGAAGAAAACAAGGAGAGGAAGAAGAGGAGGCAAGAGGAGAAACAGCCUGCGACAAUCAAAACUGUCAAUAUCAUCGGAACAGCUUCUUCUUUGCUCCAUGAAUGUUCGAUCAGUGCGCAACAAAUCACUGAUAAUAUACGACUUCAUCUGUGACAGUAACGCCGACCUUCUCCCUAUGACAGAAACCUGGCUAACGGACAGUGACUCUACAAUUCUGCGUGAAUUUGUUCCUCCCGGAUAUAAGUUCAUUCAUCACCCUCGAUGCAACUGCCAUGGUGGGGGAACUGGACUAGUUUUUAGAGAAACCAUCAUCAAUGCCUUUCAAGCAUCUGCUGGUGAAAAAACAUCGUUCGAAUUUGCCGAGUACCAGAUCUCAUGUACAAAAAUGGCAUUUCUCGAGGGAAACACAACAUCGAGAACGCUCUAUCAAAACCCGUACGCUGACCAGGUUGUCAUCCACACUAUCGUUCAGAUAUGGACCACAUUCAACGCUAUCGUUGGCACAUGCGGUAACAUCAUGAUUAUCGCUGCUGUUAUUAUUUAUCACAAACUCCGCAAUAUCGGUAGGUCACAAUUUUAAUUCACACUCCCCAAAUAUCUUUAGUCUCAUUCUGAAAUUUAUGAAGGGUAUACCGGUUAUAGGUGCUAACCGUUUGACGAGAUAAG